AUGCCUCUAUCUCACCUUCCUGAUUCCUCUAUGCUACUGCUAAAUUGUUUGAAUCAAGUUAUCACCCCAUUUUUGGCCAACAGCACUAAUUUUGUCGUAGUGAAUUCAGACCUGAAAUUUUCCGUUCCAAUAACACUUUAUGCUCUGGAUCAAGAAGAAAUACCAUUCUCUUUACAACAACCGGAAGUUUACCUUGUAGAUGUUAGAAAGAAAGAACUGAACGAUUCUCUGAUGCAUUUGGAGAAGAGAACAUGCUUCAAUCCAAGAGCUAUCUUCGUUAUUAUAACCGAAAAAAUUAAAGCAGAUUUAUACGAUAUCUUUGAUUGGUAUUUCAUACGAAGCUCUAUCAUUUUGAAAGUUUCGAUGGAUCAAAUUCGAGUGUACAGCCGAUUGAUUAAAGGAAGAAGAAGAAACGAGACCGUCAUCGAUAAAUCAUCGACCAUGUGCAAGGAAGAAGAACUUAAAAGUUCCCAAAGGCAGAAGUUGAGCAAAGAAAAUACUUUGCCUUUAAUAAAAGUUGGAGCAAGUUACAACGUCCCUUCUGUAAUCCUUACAGAUGGCGUACCAGAUUCAGGUAUUGACUUGGACAUCCUCAACAUCAUGUCCAAGAAGCUGAACUUCAAAACGGAAGUCAUAGUGGUGGAAGCUUUUGCUGGUAAGAAAAGCAGAGAAGACUUCUCAUUCAACGGUGCUUUGGGCAAUUUACAGCGCAGAGAGGUACCUUUUCUGAUAGGAGGGAUAUAUCCUACUAGACAAGGGUCAAUAAGCUUCGAUUUCACUCAAGGCACUUCAGUCGAUAGGUACGCCUAUAUAGUACCAGUAGCUAAGGUACGACCAUUCUGGAAAAGGUUGAUCUACACCUUCAGUCUUACAGUGUGGAUGUUGUUCUUGGUGGUCUUCGUGGUUAUCCUUGUAACCUUAUCCCUGAUUAAUAGAACAAUCAUGAAGGGGUACUACAGCUGGGAUAAGGAGCUAUUGAAGCUUUACUCCAUGUGUUUCACUUCCGUCCAAGUCAAGAUGUCGGAGACAAAGUCCAAGAAGACAUUGUACACCUCGUGGUACUUCUUUUUGUUGAUCUUCUCUAACCACUUCACAGCCAAACUCUUGUCGAAAUUGGUGGUGAAGAAGUUCGAACAUCAGAUACAUAAGCCGGAAGAGUUGAAGGAGGUCGAUUGGAAGAUUUGCAUCUUUUCGGAUCUUGACAAGGAUAAAAUGCUUGGGUUACAUAAGGGUGUAAUGUCUUGCACCAAUUGUGAAACCUGCACCAACAAAACUGCCUACGAAGGUAACGUAGUGUCAAUCAGAAGUGAGAAGUUAACUCAGUAUGAAAUAGGAAAGUUUUACUUCAACGAAGAUCGAGAGCCUUUGGUCUUUAUAAUGAACCAGUACUAUCUCGUGACUCAUAACGUCAUUGUCUUUCGAAAGAAUCACCCUCUUUUUGGAAGAUUCAACAAGAUGUUGGGGUAUUUGUUGCAGUCUGGUAUUUAUGAAAGGAUGUGUAUGAAGUACAAUCCUCUGGGAUUCGAUCGGUACCAGAAGAACCGUUGGAUGAGCCUCAAACUUGAACAGUUGUCUUUUAUAUUCAAAUUUUUAACUUAUGGUUGGUUUUUGAGCACUCUUGUUUUUGUUUGCAAGCUUUUAGCGAAAGUUUUUUUGAAAAAAGAAAAAUAA
This is a messenger RNA of Harmonia axyridis, 1671 nucleotides long. RefSeq lists its product as uncharacterized. The coding region runs from base 1 to 1671 and encodes 556 amino acids. The record is from RefSeq and is a predicted model, not a curated record. Gene Ontology annotation, molecular function: ligand-gated monoatomic ion channel activity. Lineage: Eukaryota; Metazoa; Arthropoda; Insecta; Coleoptera; Coccinellidae. The transcript has a single exon. Gene Ontology annotation, cellular component: membrane.